AUGACCGACGCCAAAAACCACCUCCCCUUAACCCGCACCAACAUCUCCAAAGCCCACGAAAUCAUACAACCCUACAUCCACCGCACGCCACUCCUCACCAACACGACCCUCAACACAAUCGCCUCAAGACCACAAUCCAUAUCCGAUUUAGCAGGAACGUCAUGGGAGGGCAUCACAAAUCCUUCGAAUCCCAAAAUUAGGUUUUGGUUCAAAUGCGAGAAUUUGCAACGGAUAGGCGCGUUCAAGGCUCGAGGCGCGUUUCAUGCGUUGAUUAGAGUUAUUCAGGAACAGGGGGAGGAGGAGGUAAGAAGGAGGGGGGUUGUGACGCAUAGUUCUGGAAACCACGCCCAAGCCCUAGCCCUAGCGGGCAAAACAUUAAACAUCCCCACGCAUAUCGUCAUGCCAUCAAUAAGUAGCCCCAGCAAAAUCGCAAGUACGCAAUCCCUCGGCGCAAACGUUGUGUUUAGUGGUAGCACGGAACCGGAACGUACGGCUGUCAUGAAAGAGAUUCAAAGCCAGACGGGCGCGAUUUUUGUGCCGCCUUAUGAUCAUCCGGAUGUUAUACUGGGCCAGGGGACUCUAGGGCUGGAGAUGGAGGCUCAGUAUGAAGAAGCCCAACAUGGGAAGAAGACGUUGGAUGCGGUGUUUACGCCGGUUGGAGGUGGAGGGUUGAAUGCUGGCGUUGCGACGUGGUUCUCGAAAUCGGCUAAAGAAGGCGGAAAGAAGACGCUCGUGUUUGGCGCUGAGCCUUCGUUCGAAGGUGCUGAUGAUUGUAGACGAGGUCUUGCGGCCGGUGAGCGUGUGCCGGCUGUAUCGUCAAAGACUAUAGCGGACGGUCUCCGGACUCCUGUCGGGUUGACUAAUUGGGCUGUAAUAUCGGACCCAAGCAAAGUGGCAGGUGUGUAUAGUGUCACUGACGACCAGAUCAAGAGGGCUAUGAAACUGGUCUUGGAGAGGAUGAAGGUGGUUGUGGAGCCUAGUGCUGUGGUUGGGUUGGCGGUUUGUUUGUUUGAUGAGGAUUUUAGGAAGAGGGUCGAGAAAGAGGGUGGUGAGGAUGGGUGGGAUAUUGGCAUUGUGUUUAGUGGUGGGAAUACGACUGUUGAGGCUAUUGCAGCGUUGUUUGGGUCGAGUUAG
Molecule: messenger RNA, 1134 nt
Organism: Talaromyces marneffei
Lineage: Eukaryota; Fungi; Ascomycota; Eurotiomycetes; Eurotiales; Trichocomaceae
Exons: 2
Coding region: 1-1134 (377 amino acids)
Biological process (GO): D-serine biosynthetic process; L-serine metabolic process; pyruvate biosynthetic process
Molecular function (GO): D-serine ammonia-lyase activity; serine racemase activity; L-serine ammonia-lyase activity
Source: RefSeq, a predicted model, not a curated record